Messenger RNA from Umbelopsis ramanniana AG, 2345 nucleotides. RefSeq lists its product as uncharacterized. Gene Ontology annotation, biological process: fatty acid beta-oxidation; peroxisome organization; very long-chain fatty acid catabolic process. Lineage: Eukaryota; Fungi; Mucoromycota; Umbelopsidomycetes; Umbelopsidales; Umbelopsidaceae. The transcript has 15 exons. Gene Ontology annotation, cellular component: peroxisomal membrane. Gene Ontology annotation, molecular function: long-chain fatty acid transmembrane transporter activity; ATP hydrolysis activity; ATP binding. The record is from RefSeq and is a predicted model, not a curated record. Bases 63 to 2201 code for a protein of 712 amino acids.
CUUUGAUACUUUUGUUGCUUUAGGUGCUAGCCAUUCCUUUUGAUUGCCAUCUCUUUUACCGCAUGCCCAAUAUAUUUUCGAAGUUGGCCAUGCCAGGUGGUCCAGGCACCUCGGCAUCUGCUCAGGCCAAGCUGAUCCUGGACGAACUUAUUGUUCGAUACUCAAAAAACAGGACAACUAUUAAGCGUAUCGUCAUAGCCGCCCUUCUCGCUUCAACUUUUAAUCAAAUUCGUAAUACUAUUAAAAAAGCAAAACGUGCCAGACCAGCAUCAAAGGAUCCCAAGCUGAAAGAUAAAGUCGAGGUCGAUGCCGUGUUUUUCCAACGAUUGACAAGGUUAUUGAAGAUUGUCAUACCUGGAAUUCGUUCCAAAGAGCUAUGGCUCUUGGUCGUGCAUUCAGGUUUUCUAGUUUUCAGAACCAUCCUAUCGGUUUACAUCGCUGCCUUGGAUGGUAGAAUUGUCAGCGCUUUGGUCCGCGGCAAGGCUAGAGACUUCAUUGUCGGUAUCAUUUGGUGGAUGGCUGUUGCACUACCAGCAACAUAUACCAAUAGCAUGCUUACCUAUAUGCAAAGCAAGCUUGCCAUCCAAUUCAGAACCCGAUUGACCAACUUCAUCCAUGAUCAAUAUCUCACGGAUAUGACCUUUUAUGCAGUUGGAAAUCUAGAUGAUCGAAUUAAAAAUGCAGAUCAGCUCAUCACCAUUGAUGUCAUGAAGUUCUGUACAUCUCUAUCCAGUCUCUACUCCAACCUCGCCAAACCCAUUCUCGAUGUAUUUAUCUAUAACUGGCAGCUUACAAGAAACGUCGGCUUCGAAGGUGUAUUUGCUGCUAGUUUUAUGGUACAAAUCUCAUCACUUGCCCUUCGAAAGUUGACUCCGCCGUUCGGAAAGAUGGUAGCGGAAGAACAACGACUUGAAGGCGAAUUCCGCUUCACACAUUCACGCUUGAUUGAAAACGCAGAAGAAAUUGCCUUGUUUAGAGGCCACCAAAUUGAGAAAACUAUUUUGGAUCGAAACUACUUUGGUCUUAUCAGACACGUCAAUCGUAUAUUCCGCAUGAGAGUGCCUCAUGGAAUGUUGGAAGACUUUAUUAUCAAGUAUUUCUGGGGUGCUUGCGGUUUGGUUCUGUGCUCUGUUCCUGUUUUCUUUGAAAUCCCAGAGGCCGCUCUAGGAGGAAAGAUGGGUGAUUUGGGAAGUCGUACUGAAGGGUUCGUCACCAACCGACGCUUGCUUAUGAGCUCUUCCGACGCCUUCGGUCGCAUCAUGUACUCAUACAAGGAAAUCAAUGAACUUGCUGGUUAUACGUCUAGAGUCACUCAACUUCUUGACGUAUUUGAGGAUGUGAAGAAAGGACAAUACGAUAAGCGCCUUGUUUCAUCCGCGUCCACUGAUGAGCACGCAAAAGUCCUUGCAGGGCGAGGUAGAAUCAUAGAAAGUGAAAACAUUGAAUUCAACGAAGUCCCCAUUGUUAGUCCUAACGGUGAUGUACUUGUGGAGAAGCUGACUUUCCAUGUCAAGCCUGGAAUGCACUUGCUUAUUGUUGGCCCUAACGGAUGUGGCAAGUCUUCGCUCUUCCGUAUUCUUGGAGGACUCUGGCCAGUUUAUGGUGGCACUUUGUAUAGACCAAAUCAUAAGGACAUUUUCUACAUCCCUCAGCGUCCUUACUUAUCUCUCGGCACUCUUCGUGACCAAAUUCUUUACCCUGAUACCAUCGAAGAUAUGCACAAACGCGGUGUGACUGAUGAUGAUUUAUUGGAGAUCCUUGAUGUUGUUCAAAUUAAAGGCAUUGUCGAGCGCGAAGGCGGCUGGGAUCAAGAGAAAGAAUGGACUCUUGCACUCUCUGGCGGUGACAAGCAAAGAAUUGCUAUGGCAAGACUUUUCUACCAUUCUCCUAGAUAUGCUAUUCUCGAUGAAUGUACAAGCGCUGUCAGCAUGGACAUUGAAAAGAUCAUGUACACUCAUGCAACCAAACUUGGCAUUUCGCUUUUGACCGUCUCCCAUCGUCCCUCACUUUGGCAAUACCAUAACUACAUCCUCCAGUAUGACGGACAAGGAGGAUAUGUCUUCACUAAGCUAGACGCUGAGAAGAGAUUAGCUUUGCAAGAGGAAAAGAAUGCCAUUGAGCAUCAGCUGCAAGAAAUGCCAAAAAUGCAGACCAGACUGGAGGAACUCCUUGCUCUUAAAGCCACUGGACAGAAGCAAUAGACAUGAACAUCCCUUUAUAAAAAUAAUUUUAUGUAUUCUCGCGAUUGGAAGAGUGGAAGGUCUCUCUCUCUCUCCUAUGGGUUUAUGAAUGCUGUAUUGGAGAUGUAAAAUGACUGAUAAACAUAGAACGUUUGACUGCUUGAG